UGAAAAAUAAUUAACCGCUCCCAUUUUCUUCCAGGGACCCAUUAUGUAAAUGUAGAUUAAUUCCUUGCUCAUCAGGUUAACCUAAUUAACGUAACUGGUUAGGAGAAGGGUUAGGUUUAGCAAGAAAAUAUAUAUACUUUUGACAAUUUCACAAAAUCUGUAUCCCGUCAAGACAUGACCAGUAUGGCGUUCUAAACGCAAACUGGCGAAACGAAAGACAGCCGUGGACCAUUGCGCAUUAGCGAUUAGAAUGCAAUACACUUAAUAUUCUAAAUAAAAAGUACGUUUCCCUAACUGUGAUGCGUAUGACUUUUUACAUUAAAGACCGGUGGAUAUUUGCCAUGAAAUCGAAUUAUGUUUUCGAGUUUCUGAUUAAAUUUGGUUUGGGUCCUAAGUGUAUCUGGCAUAAACUUGGACACCUCUUGGUAGCGUCCAUGCCGUUGCCUACGUCACCAGUUUUUUACCGAAUGCGAUGGAACAGCGUGGAAUUAACAUUUCCAAAUCGUUGUAGCGGUGGCUGAAAUUAACAAACAACAGAUGAAGAUGUGGCAUCCCUUGCAAUCACUUGCUCUGUGUGUGCUACUUGCUCUCUUUGUAAACCACUGCCAAGGAGUCAGGCAGGGCCAGGAUCUCAAAUGUGGAGCGUGUAGGGCCAUGGUGGAUGAGAUGGAGUGGGCAAUAUCUCAGGUGGAUCCUAACAAAAUGAUCCAGACCGGGUCCUUUAGAAUCAACCCAGAUGGUAGCCAGUCUAUUAGAGAGGUUCCUCUCGCCCGCUCUGAGGGUAACCUCCUGGAGCUAAUGGAGGAGGUAUGUGAGAGGAUGAAGGAUUACGGGGAACGCUUGGAACCUACCACCAGCAGGGAGACCUAUGAGAGGGUCACGUCUCGGAACGGCAAACCCAUGGACCUCUCAGAGGCCAAACUGGAUUCCAGAGUCACAUCCAGCCUGAAAUUUGCUUGUGAGACCAUCGUUGAACAAUAUGAAGACGAGAUCAUCGAAUUCUUUGCCCAUGAAACAGACAACGUGAAAGACAAACUCUGCAGCAAGAGAACAGACCUUUGCGACCAUGCUCUGCAAAUCCCUCAUGAUGAGCUAUGAUUCCAUCCUACAGUUCACACAGCUCAGCUUUAUACACAACUACCUUCCACUGCAUUAGUGGGGCUGCAGACUAUUCAGAGCAGCUCCAGCACCAGGUGCUUACUGUCUGUAAUACAGGAAUGGGGGGAGUUGAAGAUUGUAGAACUCGACACUAGCUCGUUCUGCUCUAUCAAUCACAAGAUGCAAGGUAUAACUUAUUGGGAAACUACUGUUAAGAAAACUCAUGACAUCAACUAUAUUCUCACAUUUGUGCUAUUGUGCCUCAACCUAUAUUGUCCUUAUUCAGGUGUGUAUGAUGUGGGUAGAACACUCUUGUAAUGUGUAUUACUGCAAUGAAUUCAAAUCAAGUGUAUUGGUUGCAUACACAUAUUUAGAAGAUGUAAUUGCAGGUGCUAUUUAUAACAGACUGUUGUAGCAAUGGGGGGGGAAAUGGUAUCACUCUGGAUGAUUUCAGGAGUUUAAAUGUUCAAGCUUACUCUUGAGGCAGAUGGUGAAUCAAAUUCUGUAACAAUAGUUAGAUAGUAAAAUUGUUCAACAUGGUUGCUGUGCUUGUUGCUUUGAUUAAUUGUAUCCUGUGAAUGAUGGAAAGGUUUGAUUUAUACUUUCUCCAGCAACUCCCAUUCCUCUUCUAUUUUGUGUAUUCAUCUUUUGUCAUGGUCAUCUGUUUUUCAUACUUUGUAGAAAUAUAUUUCCAUCAAUCUGGA
This is a messenger RNA of Oncorhynchus kisutch (coho salmon), 1802 nucleotides long. Its product is annotated as protein canopy homolog 2-like. The coding region runs from base 538 to 1098 and encodes 186 amino acids. The record is from RefSeq and is a predicted model, not a curated record. The transcript has 6 exons. Lineage: Eukaryota; Metazoa; Chordata; Actinopteri; Salmoniformes; Salmonidae. Gene Ontology annotation, cellular component: endoplasmic reticulum.